AAUUUUGACCGAUUAGACCUAGGUAGAAAACCUAGGGGUAAUUACGUGAUUCGAGAUAAAUGUCGGGCGAUCACGUUUUGAUAUUUUAUCGGAGGUGUGGGCCCGCCUUUGUUCGCCGUCUCUUUUUACCUCCCCGUCCUUCGCCGGUUACACAAAUACACCUUCUCUCUUCAUUCUUCAAAUUUUCUCCCUACAUAUACAUACAUAUACAUACACGCACUCACGCAUAUAUAUAGAGAUAUAUGUAAAUUGAGAAGAUCUGCAACAAAUACUUCCACCAUUUCACCGUUGUCGCGGCGGCGGCCGUAUUUCAACUCCUCCUCCGGCGUGUUUCAUAAUGUCUGAGAUAGCUCUGAGAGAUGUCAAUAAAAUACCCGAGUCUGAGAAGAUGAACGAGAGCUCCAGUAAUGGAAAAUUUACAAACGCCGAAGAAGGCCAAAAGAAAGGAACUACCUCACUGGUUAGUGGGCCCGUUAAGACGGAUGAAAUGGAAAAUUCUGGAGAAGUGCUGGCAAAUUCAGAAGUGGAGUACAUUGAAUCCGAGGAUUUGGAGGAUGUAGAACACGUUGAGGAUUGUCUGAAGACGCUUUUAUCGGGACUGGGCUCCAAAGACUGGAUUUCAGUGUGUGAUGCACUCAACAAUGUACGCAGAUUGUCCGUCUUUCACAAGGAAGCUAUCAUUAGUAUGAUGGCUGAUGUGAUCUCCUUAAUCGUGAAAUCCUUAAAGAAUCCAAGAAGCGCUGUCUGUAAAACUGCAAUUAUGACUUGUGCCGACAUUUUCAAAGCGUAUAACGAUGACACCAUUGAUUCAGUCGAUCCACUGCUUGUGCAACUUCUCCUCAAAUCUUCGCAAGACAAGAAAUUUGUACGCGAGGCAGCUGAGAGCGCAUUAAUAGCCCUGACUAGCUCGGUUUCUCCUCUUUUAUUGUUGCCAAAGUUGCAACCUCAUAUUAAAAACAAGAAUCCUCGAAUUCGAGCCAAGGCUUCUUCGUGCAUUUCUAGGUGUGUACCACGAAUGGGAGUUGAAGGAAUUGAAGCAUUUGGUAUAGAAAAACUGAUUCAAAUAGGAGCAUCACAGCUUAGUGACCAACUUCCAGAGUCGAGAGAUUCGGCUCGUACUUUGUUGCUGGACUUGCAAUCUGUGUACGAAAAAUCUCAUGUCCUAAAACAAAAUAUUGUUUCCGAUGAACCUGUAAUAACAGCAUCUUGGGAGCAUUUCUGCCAAUCGAAGCUUUCACCGUUAAGUGCUCAAGCUGUUCUUCGUGUUACAAAUACUGCUCGAGAGGGUCUUGUUAUAGACUCGUAGCAUAAAUGCGGUAUUUUUUUUUCAUUUUUUUUUUUAAUUUUUCCUUUUGAUCUUUUCCCCUGUCAAGGUCAGAUUUGAGAGUACAUAAUUGUUAUACGAUGAAAGUUUGAGGUUUUCGGGGAGACGGUUAAAUCUGGUAUUGAUCUAUAGAUCCUAUAAUAUAGGAUAAUAUGUGACCAUUUUUUGCUGCUAGUUUGUGGCAAAGUAAAAAUAUAUGACAUUUUUACUUCGUGGCGUGCUCUUUUAUUUUUU
Messenger RNA from Erythranthe guttata (spotted monkey flower), 1558 nucleotides. RefSeq names its product ARM repeat superfamily protein. The record is from RefSeq and is a predicted model, not a curated record. Gene Ontology annotation, biological process: microtubule cytoskeleton organization. Gene Ontology annotation, cellular component: cytoplasmic microtubule. Lineage: Eukaryota; Viridiplantae; Streptophyta; Magnoliopsida; Lamiales; Phrymaceae. Gene Ontology annotation, molecular function: microtubule binding.